AGAAAUAAAGCAACCAAAAUUGAAAACGUCUGAAGGAAACACAAAAAAUUAACUGUGUUUUGUAUGCGUUUUUUCGAUUAUUUCCCGCCGCCUGAAAAUAAAAUUCUGAAUUAUAAAUGAAAAAUAGUUAGUUUAUCAUAAAUACAUAUCGAUUAUUUACAGUUUUUAAUAAAUAACAAUAUGGGAAAAAAAUCAAGCGCAUCGACCAUCAAAAGUAAAGAGAAGAGACAGGCAAGGAAAUUGGAACAACGUCGAAUAGCAGAUGGAAUGAGUAACGUAACUUCAGCAAACAAACUGACUGAUCUAGCGGCUUUAUGUAGGGAACUAUUGGUAUACCGUAAUAAAGACAUGGAAGUGGAUAUGUACAUACAAAGAGUUACUGAACUUGACAAGAAUGUGCUGGAAUGGGCCAUAAACUUAACAGAGAGAAAUAUGAGAAAACUAUAUGAAACAUGUGCUUGGGGCUGGAAUCCCGAGCGCAAAGUUGAGGAAAUGACCGAUGAUUCUGCAUGGUACCUGAUUGCAAAACAAAACGACAAGCUUCUAGCUUUCUCACACUUCAGAUUUGAUAUGGAUUUUGGUGAACCUGUCUUAUAUUGUUACGAAGUUCAGGUGGAGGCAGAUGGUCGCCGGCGCGGGCUCGGCCAGCGCGUGCUUAAGGUGUUGGAGAAGCUGGCCCACGCGACGCGCAUGCGCUGUGUUCGGCUUACCGCGCUUACACAUAAUCCCUCGGCAUCUGCGUUCUUUAGGGCUUGCGGGUACAUUCUCGAUGAUACAAGUCCGUCCAUAGAAGAAGCGACACAUUAUGAAAUACUCAGCAAAACGACAGAAAAUGAAGGGGGAACAGAUCCUCCGAUCGCUUCCUAGUACUUAAUUUAAUUAAAUCGUAUUAAAAUAAAGUCGGAAGGAGUAUAGAAAUAAUUCCACAUUCAGAUUCUAUUUAUUUUAAUAGAGUAAAUGAAUAAAUCGUAAAGUUUUCUAUAUACAUCCACCUUUAUAGUGAAUACUAGCAGAUUUUUGAGAUUAUAUCGUCGUAGAAUAAUUAGCUCUCUUAUAGGUAUUAAAAAUAGACUACUCCUCUCCCCCUCCAAGACUAUUCGUAACAAAAGAAUAAAUCCUAUUUUUAAAUGAUAAUCAAAUUGCAUUUAAAAUCUUUUUUUGUCUAGACUUUUUUAU
Papilio xuthus (Asian swallowtail) is the source of this 1176-nucleotide messenger RNA. RefSeq names its product N-alpha-acetyltransferase 40 (gene Naa40). NCBI's taxonomy places the organism in Eukaryota, Metazoa, Arthropoda, Insecta, Lepidoptera, Papilionidae. Gene Ontology annotation, cellular component: nucleus. Bases 181 to 867 code for a protein of 228 amino acids. The transcript has 5 exons. The record is from RefSeq and is a predicted model, not a curated record. Gene Ontology annotation, molecular function: histone H2A acetyltransferase activity; protein N-terminal-serine acetyltransferase activity; histone H4 acetyltransferase activity.